Molecule: messenger RNA, 369 nt
Organism: Salmo salar (Atlantic salmon)
Lineage: Eukaryota; Metazoa; Chordata; Actinopteri; Salmoniformes; Salmonidae
Source: RefSeq, a predicted model, not a curated record
AUGGCAGCUCUCAGGCCUCUGAAAAGGCCUAAGAUCGUCAAGAAGAGGGUGAAGAAGUUCAUCAGACAGUCAGACCGCUAUGUGAAAGUCAAGCAAAACUGGCGUAAACCCCAUGGUAUCGACAACAGGGUGCGCCGGCGCUUCAAGGGCCAGAUGCUGAUGCCCAACAUCGGCUACGGCAGCAACAAGAAGACCAAACACAUGCUGCCCUCCGGCUUCAGGAAGUUCCUGGUGCACAACGUCAAGGAGCUGGAGGUCCUCAUGAUGAGCAACAAGAUCCCAACCACAGGUGUCUAUUUAGUGAGAGGUUCUGAACAGAGACCCUCAUGGGCCUGGAAGCGACCACUGGCCCGCCUCAUCAAGAACUGA